AAAAAAUAAUAAAGUACUGCUUCGCCAUUCUACGCGUCCGUUGUGGAACGAGUUCGAGGCAUUCGGAGUGGCUUUCCAGGUCUCCUUGGUGAUGCGCCGUGCUCGGUGGCUCUGCUUCGCUUUGUGAACUGACAAUUACUCAAACACGUCUGCUGCCUGCCCGAAGAAAGUGAACUUGAACACGUGCAUUGGAAGUUUUGAGAGACGCUGCCAUGGUCGUUGUUCUUGCCGAGUGGAACCUUACUGCGGCCAUCGCGGUUGUUGCGAUUGUUGCGACCGCUUUGUACAGAUGGCGUCGGUGGCAACUAAGCUUUUUCAAGCGCAUCGGAAUCGCUGGCCCGGAACCGUGUUUGAUCGCAGGAAACUUUGACCAACUGUGGACUCAGGACGGAAUAAAAGUCAUGAAUGAAUGGUCAACAAAAUACGGCGACAUCUACGGGAUCUAUAACGGCGAUGCACCCUUUCUUAUGGUGAAAGACCUUGAACUACUUCAGCGAGUCUUGAUCACAGACUUCGCCCUUUUCAUGGACCGAGGGGAGGUGUGGUCGACGAUGAACGGCAACAAGUACCUACGGCAAGCUUUGUCCUUCGCCAAAGGCGACCGAUGGAAGUUCGCGAGGCGGUCCGUCUCGCCGGCCUUCACUGCGUCGAAGAUGCGAAAGAUGGUGGGCGGAAUGGCCAACACUGUGGACUGCUUCCUGGAUCUGCUGCAAGCGCGGUGCCAAGAAGCGGUCGACGGAGAAGCCAACGUGCACCCGCUUCUCGGUUCGCUCGCCUUCGACGUCGUUGCCGAGACGGCGUGCGGACUCUAUCUCGACGUGCAACACAAGCCCGACCAACAGUACUUCAACUCGGCCAGGUCUUACAUGAUGAACAUCGUCGAAAACGCUUACCAGAGGACUGGCCAGUUCUUUUCUGGGGUGAAAAGCAUCUCGUCUAUCACGUGCAUGCUCGAGCUGAAGUUUGGCUGCGAACCCCUCACGGCUCUAGCGCGCAAGGCAGAGCCCAUCGCUCAGCUUAGGGAACGGGAGCAAAGCCUGGCGCGUCCAGAUGUAAUCCAGAGUCUCCUGGAUGCAAAAGUUCCCCAGGAACUCCUCAGAUUGCACGAAUUUCGUGAGCGAACCAACGACAAAGGAGACUUCGUGAUGCCGCUGAGAGAUGUGGCAACCAACACCGCCACUGUGCUUAUUGCUGGGUUCGAGACUGUGUCAGCUGGCGGGUCCUUUUGCGUCUUUUGUCUGGCCAAGUAUCCUCAGAUCCAGGAGAAGGUCAGGCAAGAAGUAAACGCAGCAUACGAGAAACAUGGUGGCUUCACCUACGACACCAUCAAAGACCUCACCUACACGAAGCAAACCAUCGACGAGACACUGCGUCUGUACCCACCGGUCUUUGCCUUCACAUCAAGGAAGGCUCCCUGCGAUUACCACUACAAGGAUAUGAUUAUUCCGAAGGGUGUCAGCAUCAUGGCCUGCACUGAGCAAAUACACAGGGACCCUCGAUUCUGGGACCGGCCGGAAGAGUUCGACCCUGACAGGUUCUCUCCGGAGCAGAAGGCGGCCAGGCAUCCCCUGGCCUUCCAGCCUUUCGGCGCGGGGGCCCGUAACUGUGUGGGCAUGAGGCUGGCUCAGCUCGAGAUGACCCUCAUUGUUGCCAAGCUUGUGCACAGGUUCCGGCUGCACUUGGGUUCCAGACACGCAAGUGGUCAGUUAGAAAGGAAAACCGAGUCCAUCAUCGCUUCGCCAAAGAAUGGAGUGUGGGUUCGAGUGGAGAAGAUCUGAUAGUGGUGGCAAUCGACGUCGCUCGGAAAAAAAAGAAAUCCAAAAGGAAACGUGCGCGGGUCGCCCUUUUCCCACAUCAACAAGUAUCUCUGCGAAAGCAUGGAAAAAGGAAUCUGCCAGCAACGAACACCUCUGGUACCUGGUGGUGUUGAAAUGCCUUGCGAUCCCAGCGCCGCAUAUUCUGACGUCUUUCGGGGCUGUCUAUAUGCGCGCGGAACAUUUAAUAAAGCCAUUACUUUGC
Molecule: messenger RNA, 2019 nt
Organism: Dermacentor silvarum
Lineage: Eukaryota; Metazoa; Arthropoda; Arachnida; Ixodida; Ixodidae
Product: cytochrome P450 6B5-like
Exons: 14
Coding region: 213-1778 (521 amino acids)
Molecular function (GO): oxidoreductase activity, acting on paired donors, with incorporation or reduction of molecular oxygen; heme binding; iron ion binding
Source: RefSeq, a predicted model, not a curated record